AUGGGGCGCAAGCUGGACCUGUCGGGCCUGACGGACGACGAGGCGCAGCAUGUGCUGAAGGUGGUGCAGAGGGACAUGAAGCUGAGGAAGAAGGAGGAGGACAGGCUCAGUGAGAUGAAGCAGGAGCUGGCGGAGGAAGGCAGUAGAUGCUCCAUCCUCUCCAAGCAGCACCGCUUCAACGAGCACUGCUGUAUCCGCUGCUGCUCUCCCUUCACCUUCCUGGUCAACCCCAAGCGCCCGUGUCUGGACUGCCAGUACAACAUCUGCAAGACCUGCCGCACCUACAGCAAGCGGGACAAAGCCUGGCUCUGUACCGUCUGCCAGAAGACCAGGAUAUUGCGGACCCGGUCUCUAGAAUGGUACUAUAACAACGUGAAGAGCCGCUUCAAGAGGUUCGGCAGUGCCAAGGUUCUGAAGACGCUCUACAGGAAUCACAUAGUGGAGAGAGGAGGCAUUUUGGAUCUACCAGAAAGCAGUGUUCACGACGGAAGCAAUGACAACGAUGGCAGCGUCUGUGGCAGUGACUCAACCUUCUACAGGCAGAGUGAAGGGCACAGCAUGGCAGAGACCCUCACGGUUGCCCUGCGCGUUGCUGAGGAGGCCAUAGAGGAAGCCAUCGCCAACGCAGAGGAAUUCAGUGACAGCUUGGAGAAGCAGAAUGAGGCUCGCUACCUACGGGACCACAAAGAAGAGCUUAUAGAGGAACUGGCCACAACCAUCGUACAAAAAAUCAUCCAGAGGAGGAAGCAUUCCGAGAUGCAGACAGAGUAUGAUUUUGUGUGGCCCCAGAGACUGAGCCAGGGCCAGCCUCAGGGCAGUGAGCUGUCCUCCCCCAGCCAGCACCCUCACAGCACCCUGGCCCAGGCCAACCAGGCCCACCUCAAGAGCUCCUACUCCCUCUGGAGGUCGCGGUCGGCAUUCUCCCUGACCAGUGAUGACUCCCCAGAGAAGGUCACUGAGGCACUAAUGGGGGCGGGGGCAGGGGGCGGGGCACAGGACUACGCCUCUCUGAAGAAGGAGACGGCCAGGGCCUCCUCACUGCCCAGCUGGAAGAGUGUGGACCGCCUGGACAACUCGAGUGCGUCUUCGGUGUUGCAGAGCCCCGACGGGAACUGGAUUGCACUGCAGAGCUCGCAGCACUCCCGUCCCAGCCUACUGGCCAAGAGAAAGUCGCUGGUGUUCAGCGUCCUGGAGAAAGAGUCUGGCGUGGUCUCGGCCUAUGACGAGAUGGGCUCUGAUUCCGAUCAGGAGAACGACGAGGGGGGCUGGGGGGCCGCGCUCCGCCAAUUCCGGCGGAAACUCUCAGACGAGACGUACUACACAGACUCCCAACACGACCCGGAGUGGACGUACACCCCUGUCCACCUCCCGGUCACCUCGCCCUCCUCGGGCCAGUACACCAACACUGAGACCAUCAACUCUGACUCAGAGUCCUCGUCGGUACCCUCCGCCCGCCCCCGCAAACCCCUCCAUAACGUGAUGGGGAAAAAAGGCCCUAACUCGGACCCGCAUCUUCAUCCCCAGCAGGCUCAGUACCACCAUCAUCAUCAUCAUCAACACCAGAACUUCCCCUCGUACCCGCUCCACCCGGAGGCGCUGGAUGUGAACUUUAACCCCAAGGUGACUGGGGAUAGUAGCGAGGCAGAGGACAGCAUGAAGAGCGACCAGGUCAAGAGGUCGCGGAGACGCAGGAAGAGCAAGAGGGAAGCGGCGGGGAACCAGGCCCACACACAGACACACACACAGCCCCUCUACGCACAAUCUGUACAGAGGGGCAUGAGUGAGGAGAUGACCCCUGAUGUGGUGCCCAUCCCCAAAGCCUCCUCUGAGGCCAUGACCCCCGAGGACCAGGACACUGUGGGCCCUAACUCUGCGGCCCGUAACCCCGUGACCCCUGACCCCCUGUCCACCAGCAGCACUGGGCCCGGCUCCGGAGACACACUGGAGCAGAAGCUCCACUCCAAACUGAGCCAGCUGGUUGGACGAGCCAACAGCAAAGAAGUAGUGAGCUCAUCCGAGGACGAGCCAAUCAAAAGUCCUGGAGGGAGAGACCGAGAAAACUCUUCUUCCUCACACUGUUUUUCCUCCCACCUGAUCGCUCCGUGCAGGUCGAGCAAGUACUCGGCCGCAUCUCUGUGCAGUAUCACCACAGAGGUCCUGAAGGUGCUCAACGCUACCGAGGGGCUGAUUGGUGAGGCGGGGGGCGAUAGCGUCACUCCCUCAGAGUGCGUGAGCGCGUCUGAAUCCUUCUCCAGCAGCUUAGAGACCAGGGAGCUGGACCAGAAACUCACCAAGAUGGAGGAAAACGUAUACCUGGCUGCGGGGGCGGUGUACGGCCUGGAGGGGGCACUGGGGGACCUGGAGGAGGUAGCCCGGGACAUCAGCAGUGACACCUCAGACAGAGAGCUGGCCUUCCUGGAGGACCAGGUGGCCACUGCCGCCACCCAGGUGCAGCAGUCUGAGCUUCAGAUAUCAGACAUCGAGGUGAGGAUAUUAUCUUUAAAAACAGCUGGACUGAACGUCACCGCCUGCAAUCGUUUCUCCAAGUUCCCCAAGCCAAAACCUGAGCCUCAAACCCUCGACACGUCACGUCAACAGAGGAGAAAGCUACCUGCCCCUCCAGCCAAAGAUAGGGAGUCUGAGCAACAUUGCCUUGAUCCAGCGUCCGCUUCGGGCUACGCAGGGACUAACACCUGCCCUGUGCACCCCACCCAGCGCUCUCCUCAGCCAGGCACUUCCCCAUCCUGUCACCCCCUAAAAACGACCCCAUGCCCUGCCUCCCCAGGCCAGGAUUGA
Salvelinus namaycush (lake trout) is the source of this 2796-nucleotide messenger RNA. Its product is annotated as rab effector MyRIP-like. The transcript is spliced from 17 exons. The coding region runs from base 1 to 2796 and encodes 931 amino acids. Lineage: Eukaryota; Metazoa; Chordata; Actinopteri; Salmoniformes; Salmonidae. The record is from RefSeq and is a predicted model, not a curated record. Gene Ontology annotation, biological process: intracellular protein transport. Gene Ontology annotation, cellular component: cortical actin cytoskeleton. Gene Ontology annotation, molecular function: small GTPase binding; myosin binding; actin binding.